Messenger RNA from Aspergillus alliaceus, 2268 nucleotides. RefSeq names its product major facilitator superfamily domain-containing protein. The transcript has 6 exons. Bases 167 to 2014 code for a protein of 615 amino acids. Gene Ontology annotation, molecular function: siderophore-iron transmembrane transporter activity. The record is from RefSeq and is a predicted model, not a curated record. Gene Ontology annotation, biological process: siderophore transmembrane transport. NCBI's taxonomy places the organism in Eukaryota, Fungi, Ascomycota, Eurotiomycetes, Eurotiales, Aspergillaceae.
AAACACUUUACUAGAUAUAUUAUAACGGAACCAUUUCCGUGUUUUCUUCUUUUUUACCUGCACCCUUCUCUAUCCGUUUUCUGAUAUCAAUUACAUGCCAUACAAUCGUACCUGUACCCAAUAAUUCCUUUCGGUUGCUAUAUUCCCCCAGGUUGGACGUACGCCAAUGGAACAGGAAAUAAUAUCCCAACCGCAGCCACACAGGCCCCCUGAUACAAUUUCAAGCAAGAAAGAGACAGAUGAUCGAAUUACCGAGGUCUCACCUGAAAAACACGAUGUUGAGUCUGGUCGUACUGCCGACAGUGCCCAGGCAGGAGUACAGCGAGCAGCAAUACUACGAAAGACGUGGUCUAAAAAAGCUAUGAUAUUUACAUUCACGGGUAUCUUCCUAUAUACACUCGCUACGCACUUUGGAGAUUAUUCCAGCCAAGUUUACAUUCCGUACACCACAAGUACCUUCAAGAACCACUCUUCGAUGAGUGCAGCGAGAGUUGCUAGUAAUAUCGCAAGUAUUACUGCAUAUCCUAUUAUUGCUAAAGUUGGAGAUGUAUUUGGGAGAGCCGAAAUGUUCACCUUUUCCAUCCUGAUAACCACAUUAUGUUAUGUCAUCUACGCUGCGUGCACUAAUAUAUCGCAAUAUGCUGUUGCUGCAGUCUUCCACUCCGUCGGUUCCACGGGCUUCGGCCUCACGCAGCAGGUCUUUAUUGCUGAUGUUACAAACUUAAUCAACCGUGGUCUGUGGUCAACGUUGCCCGACUCAAUAUCCACCAUACCGACACUAUACCUUGGGACGACGAUUGGCCAAUCCGUGUUGGACUACUCCACCUGGCGCUGGGGCUGGGGUAUGUGGGCUAUCGUACUUCCUGUUUGUGGUCUACCCCUACUGGGUUCGUUAUUCUUCUACCAACACCAAGCAAUGAAAAACGGCCUUAGAAAAAAGCGCCUCUCUGCUCAGCUCGGAUUACACUCCUCCCUGCCAUGGUGGAAACAGGCAUAUGAACUAUUAUGGGUUGAGCUCGAUCUCCCAGGUGCUCUCCUUCUCCUAGCAGGUUUGGCUUUAACAUUAAUACCUAUCUCGUUGACGGGAGCGAAUCGAAGUGAUCGGUGGCAGAGUGCUACAUUCAUUGCAUUACUCGUCGUGGGUAUUGUGCUUCUCGUUCUCUUUGUUCUCUGGGAUAUUUUCGCUGCCGAGAAGCCCUUCAUACCUUACAGGAUGAUUAGGAGUAAGACAGUCGCGGCUGCUUGCCUAUUAGGAGCGUUGGACUUUCUUCACUACUCCAUGUUCACCGUGUUCUACAGCAGCUAUCUUCAGGUGGUGGGUGGAUAUUCUCCCGGACAUGCGACUAGGAUCGAUAACGCCCUUCGCGUAUCUUUCCAAGUAUCGGGCAUCUUCGCUGGUCUUUUCAUGAAAUACACCAAGCGGUCGCAAAUCUGGGUGCUAACCGGGGCUCCUCUCUGCGUCCUUGGCAUGGGCAUCCUCCUUUAUCUAAUCGACAUGGGAGACGGUAGAAUGGGUAACGAGGCGUCAUUCGUAACAGCAAAAGCACUAAUUGGUAUUGGUCGUGGAUUCUAUCAAACUGCAUCGCAAGUCUCGGCCCAAGCUGUAGUAUCCAAGCAGGAGAUCUCGGUUGUGACGGCUGUAUUCUUCGCAUCGAUGGGAGUAGGCGGGGCAAUUGGUACCAGCAUAUCGGGGGCAAUAUGGAGAAACAACCUUCCCACAAAGCUACGAAAGUACCUUCCCGAUGAGCUAAAGCCCCAAGCCACGGCUAUCUUCCAGUCUAUUGUCACGGCUAAGAAGUAUGCCAGGGGAACGCCAGCCAGGGAGGCUAUUGAUCGCAGUUAUCGGGAGACACAACGGCUCUUGGCUAUUGGAGGUUUGUGUGCUGUGUCGCCGAUGCUAAUCGUCAUGUUCUUCCUGAAGAAUGUGCAUCUUGACAAGCGAGAUAACGUGGUCGGAGAAGCGGAGGAGAGAUCGGAUAAAAUAGAGGGUGGAUCACGCAAGCAGGCGUCUUGAGGGAAAAGCUUCUGGUUGUUGAAUGGCUCUUUGCUUUAUAUUUUCGGUGGUGGGUGUAGGCUUGUGUUAUGAAUUCCCAGGUAUUCCAUGGUAGUUAACAGAUAUUGCUCUAGGAGGCAAAAGCCAAGUAGCUUGGGAUGAAAUGUGGUCCAAACAGUGAACUUCUAGUGGAUGUUGUUCGCAUAUCAAGGGAAUUAAAACACCUUUUGCUUGUUGGCUAGUGCUUAUGUAUUUCAGGAAGAGCAUAACAAAAC